Molecule: messenger RNA, 1611 nt
Organism: Saccostrea cuccullata (small rock oyster)
Lineage: Eukaryota; Metazoa; Mollusca; Bivalvia; Ostreida; Ostreidae
Product: ceroid-lipofuscinosis neuronal protein 5-like
Exons: 5
Coding region: 21-986 (321 amino acids)
Biological process (GO): lysosome organization
Cellular component (GO): lysosomal membrane; lysosome
Molecular function (GO): hydrolase activity, acting on glycosyl bonds
Source: RefSeq, a predicted model, not a curated record
UGGCAUCACAUGACUCUAACAUGGCAGCUUCCGUGAUCAUAAACUUUUUCUUGCUUGCUUUAUUUGCAAGUUUAUGUCAUACUGCAUUUGGACAGUGGCCAAUUCCGUAUCGGCGUUUCAAAUACAGACCAAUAUCCAAUACAUACUGCAAAGCAGGAGUGAUUCCAUUUUGUCCAACAGGACAGCUACCAAAUUCAAUGCCCAAAUUUAAGCCAGAUGACAAAGUCCAGCUAUUUGCAAUGAAAAAACCAGUAUGGCAGUUCAAGUUUGGAAAUACGCUUGGGAAAUUUCACAUCAUACAUGAUGCUUUAGGGAUACGUAAUCUGAACACAGGCCUGAAUUAUACAAUGGAAUGGUACGAGUUGUUUCAGCUCUUUAACUGCACAUUUCCUCACAUUGUCAAUGAGUCACUGCUGUGGUGUAAUCAGGGAGCAACAUGUAUUUAUGAUGGCAUUGAAGACAAACUGUGGAAAGAGAAUGGGACACUAAAGCUCAUAGCUAACACUAACGGUGAUGUGUUCAACCAAUUUGCAGAAUGGGUUUUGUGGGACAACACAACUGGACUUUAUUAUGAGACUUGGACAGUCAGAGACAAACCGGAUGGGAAGUUGUGGUUUGAUUCAUUUGACUGUGCCAGUUGGGUUUUAAGGGCACUUCAAGAAUUUGGGAAGCUGGGAGUCAAGUUUUACCAGAGUGUAAAACUGAACUACACCCGCAUAAAUUUGUUCUCAGAUACCCCAAGGUACCUUGGAAAUGCCUCUGUGGUGUUUGCUAACAAAACACUCAAGAAUGAUGUCAUGAAAUUCUACUCCAAAUUUCAAGCACACGUGGCCAGCCCACUACUGAUAGAGCAUUUAAUAUCUGCCCUGGAAGAGAUACUCAUUGAGAACAAAUUUUAUUUCUUUUACAAUGAGGAGUAUUGGUUUUUGCCAGUGAAAUCUCCUCAUGUGAAAUUAACUUAUAAUGAAGUACCUCUGCCAUCUUGAAUGGUAUUCCAAGGUUAUUUUUAUUUCUUGUCUUGUGUACUAUCAAAAAUGCUCAAUUUUGUCACUAAAAACAUUCAUGGGGUGAUCUUUAAAAAUUGUUUGUAUACCCUUUCCUGACUGACUGCCUAAAAAUGGCCCACUCAAAACUUUUUUAACCUCUAAGAAACAGUUUUCUUUUUAUUCAUGGAGUUUCUCAUCCUGUCAAUAUGUAUGUUUCAUUUUUUUACCCUGGGUUGGGAGAGGGGCAAACAAACAUUAUUUUAAAGAUGGCUUAACAAUAUUAGAUGUUAUCAUUCAAAAUUAAUCACUAUAAUUUAUGAAACACGGGUAUUUAUACAUUUUCACUUUUCAGCAAAUCUAGUCAUGUAGCAUUAAUUCAAGUGAUAUUAUUCCUGAUGGACAGGUCAGUCUUUAAAAAAAGUUUUAUAAUAACGAUGCUUUAAUACUCAUGAUGAGUGUACUCAGAUUGGGCAUUUGUAAUGUGGCUUACAAUGUAUAUAUUUUUCAAUGAUGUAACCAAGAAUAAAUCGGUAUUAAAUUAAUUUGUACUAUUAUUUACUAAUGUUUAAUCAACAAAUCUGUGAUAAAAAUGUUUACAAUACUGGUGCUCAAUUAUAUUUAUUAC